Molecule: messenger RNA, 6124 nt
Organism: Delphinapterus leucas (beluga whale)
Lineage: Eukaryota; Metazoa; Chordata; Mammalia; Artiodactyla; Monodontidae
Source: RefSeq, a predicted model, not a curated record
UCUUUUUUAAAAUAUUUAUGGAUACUGUAAAUAUUGAAACUGAUUGUAUUUCCUUAUUUGUAUUGCUUCCUGAAAGCUUCAAGUUAAAUUUGUGGUCCAUCUUUCACAAAUAUGUAGAUUUUUACUCUGGCUUCUUUUUAUCUUAAGUCAAUAAGAAUGCAGGCUCUGGAAUCAGGUAGAUUGGGUUCAGAUCUUGGUGCCAUCAUUCAUUAGCUGUGUUGAAAUCAGGCAAGCCACUUAAUCUCUGAGCCUCAGUUUUCCCAUCUAUGAAAUGGAGUUAAUUGUAUAAUAGAUGUAAGCACCUGUAAUAGUUCUUGACAUGUCCUGAAUACUCCAUACUUUUUCCCACUUUCAUAUUCCCUUUGUUUCACUCCAUCUACUUUAAAAAAUAAUUGAUUUUAUAUGAUUUAUAAUAUUUUAUUUAUUGUAAUCUACCUAAAAUAUUUCUUGGAACAAGGCAGAGUAAGCAUAGAUAAAUGUUGGUUACUUAGCACAUUUUACAUAAAAUCCAGCAAUUAAAAACAUUCACAAUUGCUUUGCCAUACUAUUUCUAAAUUUACUGAGAUUUUGAAACUAGACAUACAUGAAGAUUUACUUUUAGUCCACCUCACUUUCAUUCUCUUCCCUUUUCACCUCAAACACACAUUACCAAGGAAAUUUUCAGUAUUAUUUGUGUAGGUGUGACAGUGGUUUUCUUAAGACAUUUUUUUGUUGCAACCUUGUAGGUUAAAAGUUUCACUGUCCUUUGAAGUUCUGUCACAAGACCAGGGAAGUGCAUUCGUUAUAAAACUACUUAAUAAAUAAGUUCCCCAGUUUGAAGAGCUAGACUUUUAUGUGAGGUCAGGCCAGUUGAAGACAUUUACAAAGAAUUAGUUGUUUGUUAUUGCUGUGUGAGUUGCAAGAAUGGAAAAAAAAGAAAUUCUUUCUUCAAUACUUCCUUCCAGGCUGAGUCAUCACUAGAGAGUGGGAAGGGCAGCAGCAGCAGAGAAUCCAAACCCCAAAGCUGGUAUCACAAAGUACCUUUUCUCCAAGUUGGGGGCUCAGAGGGGCGCCAUCAUGAGCGAUGUUACCAUUGUGAAAGAAGGUUGGGUUCAGAAGAGGGCUCCCAAGAGGCUCAGCAUUGGGAGGCACCAGAUACUAAGGAAAGUUGAGGUCAGAAGUGGAGCUGAAAACGGAGAUUGGUCAGAAAAUAGUAGCAGGAGUAUUUUGUGUGGUGAAAAGUUGCUGUACUACUCUCAUGACACUGUUCUCCAAAGCCUGGAUCAAAGGGCAGAACAGGAGACUAUGGGAGAAUAUAUAAAAAACUGGAGGCCAAGAUAUUUCCUUUUGAAGACAGAUGGCUCAUUCAUAGGAUAUAAAGAGAAACCCCAAGAUGUGGAUUUACCUUAUCCCCUCAACAACUUUUCAGUAGCAAAAUGCCAGUUAAUGAAAACAGAACGACCAAAGCCAAACACAUUUAUUAUCAGAUGUCUCCAGUGGACCACUGUUAUAGAGAGAACAUUUCAUGUAGACACUCCAGAGGAAAGGGAAGAAUGGACAGAAGCUAUCCAGGCUGUAGCAGACAGACUCCAGAGGCAAGAAGAGGAGAGAAUGAAUUGUAGUCCAACUUCACAAAUUGAUAAUAUAGGAGAGGAAGAGAUGGAUGCUUCUACAACCCAUCAUAAAAGAAAGACAAUGAAUGAUUUUGACUAUUUGAAACUACUAGGUAAAGGCACUUUUGGGAAAGUUAUUUUGGUUCGAGAGAAAGCAAGUGGAAAAUACUAUGCUAUGAAGAUUCUGAAGAAGGAAGUUAUUAUUGCCAAGGAUGAAGUGGCACACACUUUAACUGAAAGCAGAGUAUUAAAGAACACUAGACAUCCCUUUUUAACAUCCUUGAAAUAUUCCUUCCAGACAAAAGACCGUUUGUGUUUUGUGAUGGAAUAUGUUAAUGGGGGAGAGCUGUUUUUCCAUUUGUCGAGAGAGAGGGUGUUCUCUGAGGACCGCACACGUUUCUAUGGUGCAGAAAUUGUCUCUGCUUUGGACUAUCUACAUUCCGGAAAGAUUGUGUACCGUGAUCUCAAGUUGGAGAAUUUGAUGCUGGAUAAAGAUGGCCACAUAAAAAUUACAGAUUUUGGACUUUGCAAAGAAGGGAUCACAGAUGCAGCCACCAUGAAGACGUUCUGUGGUACACCAGAAUAUCUGGCACCAGAGGUGUUAGAAGAUAAUGACUAUGGCCGAGCCGUGGAUUGGUGGGGCCUUGGGGUUGUCAUGUAUGAAAUGAUGUGCGGGAGGUUACCUUUCUACAACCAGGAUCAUGAGAAACUUUUUGAACUAAUUCUAAUGGAAGACAUUAAAUUUCCUCGAACACUCUCUUCAGAUGCAAAAUCAUUGCUUUCAGGGCUCUUGAUAAAGGAUCCAAAUAAACGCCUUGGUGGAGGACCAGAUGAUGCAAAAGAAAUUAUGAGACACAGUUUCUUUUCUGGAGUAAACUGGCAAGAUGUGUAUGAUAAAAAGCUUGUACCUCCUUUUAAGCCUCAAGUAACAUCUGAGACAGACACCAGAUACUUUGAUGAAGAAUUUACAGCUCAGACUAUUACAAUAACACCACCUGAAAAGUACGAUGAGGACGGUAUGGACUGCACGGACAGUGAGAGGCGGCCGCACUUCCCUCAGUUUUCCUACUCUGCAAGCGGACGAGAAUAAGUCUCUUCUGCUACUUCACUGUCAUCUUAGAUUUAUUACUGAAAAUGAUUCCUGGACAUCACAGCAGUCCUAGCUCUUACAAAUGCAGGAGCACCUUCAGACAUCCCAGACCAGUCCAAGGUCUUCACCCCUCGCCGCCUUUCACCCACAUGAGAACACACAUAUAUGCAGACAUACUCGACUUUUGUUUUUGCAUGAAAUUGUAUCUCAGUCUAAGGUCUCAUGCUGUUGCUGCUACUGUCUUACUAUUAUAGCAACUUUAAGAGGUAAUUUUACAAUCUUUGGAAGUCAUGAGCCCACCGUUGUUCAUUUGUGCACCAACUGUCACCUUUGAUCUUUUAAUUUUCGUUUUUCCCUAACAGUGAAGGCUAAAUGAUUCUAGGUAUAUUUUUUAACUUUCUAGACGAUAAAUCAAAAACUAAUUAGACUAAGAAGAUUUAGUUUAUAGUUCAGAACAAGCAAUUGUGGAAGCGUGGUGAUGUGCAUAUGCAAAAUUUUAGUAAAGCAUAUCAGAUCAGUGCGUAAAAUAGGUAUGUAUCAGUAAGAUCCUACUGGAAUUCAUUAGGAAGCAUUUGAGAGAAGGAAUGAACAACUAUUAAGAUAGAUAUAUACAUUUAUAAAUUUAAAUUCUUAUUCGAUACUGCAGAGGAAGCCUGAUAUUACAUGUGGAUGUCCAGAUUUCACAGGCAGUUGUUGGCAAAGGAACAUUGUUCGACCAAGGAAGGAAGCAUAUGCACAGCAGGGUAGGUCACUUAAAGGGUCUACGAUAUGAUUUGCACCAGAGAGCGUUUUAUUUCCCCUGUUCUUGGAAACCUUUUUCCCUUCUUGAUAUUAUCACCUCUGAUGGCUGAAGAAUGUAGACAGGUGUAAUGAUCCUGCUUUUCACCAAAAUUUGUACACCAAGGUAAACAGGUGUUUGCCUUAUUUGUUUUAAUUUUUUACUUUCAGUUCUACGUGAAUUAGCUUUUUCUCGGAUGUUAAAACUUUGAAUGUCCUUUUAUGAUUUUGUUUAUGUUGCAGUAGUAUUUAUUUUUUAGUGAUGAGAAUUGUAUGUCAUGUUAGCAAAUGCAGCUCCAACUUAACAUAAAACAGACUUAACUGCAGUUUCUUUUGACCCAUGUGCAAGGAAUGUACACGCCGAUGAGAAUCAUGCACUUUUUCUCCUAUGUAAAAACAAAAUUUUGAUGAGGCUCUGAAAUUGUACAUAUAGAUUAGAAUUUGGCUUUAGGAGAAGAGAUGCUGUCAUUUAACCCCUUGGUGCUAAAAAUGAGAAAUCCCCAACUAUCCAUGCCAAGGGGUUGAAACAAAUGGAUGUUAUAUUUGCUCUUUUGAGAAUUGAAAUAUUAUGACGGCCUGGCAACAUAAUGUAAUGAAGAAAAUUGAGACCUGGAUGAUAAGAAAUGAACUUUACUUGGCAAAAUGAACACAUCUCAAGUAUUUACGAAGUGGGCAGUAAAGGAUAAGGACCUGGUGUGUUUAUUCUGAUCAUGGUACAUUUAUCACUGAAUUAAGCCAUCAGGGAAAAAACAAAACAAAAAAGAACACCUCCAACUUUUCUUUUUCUGUAUAUACUCAUGUCCUCAAAUUCCGACACUUCUCACUGAAAGGGGACAUGUAUGCAAACCUCAUCUUUCUCUUUCAUUGAUGAUGAUCUUCAGAUUAAACCCUUUGGUGCUAGGAGCUGACAUUUUCCAAAGCAGCCUAUGAAGUCCAGGGGGCUCCUGACUCCGUGGAGCCAUCGUGGAGAUGUAUUUUCGUUAAACUAUCUGACAGCUCCCAAAUGGAAGACUACAGCAUGGCGUAGUGUACGAAAGAGCAAGUGACUUUCUAAGUAGGAUGAAUCAUAUUCAUAUGCAGAUGUCUUAGCCUCUGGACGCUGGAAGUGUGGGUUUACAGAUAUGAAACCACUGCUGGCAGUGGGUGGACCACUGGGACUGACAGGGGGUUAAAGGGCAUUUUACUAAGGCAGCUAAGACAUAUUCAGACAUAGAUUUUAUCCUAAUUUUUCAUAUUUCUACCUGAGUGAAGUUCAUCCUUAGUACUGAGUAGGAAGUUACAGUAAAAUGGUAGUUCAUUCUUACUUACACAUAUAGCUCAACUUUUUUUUUUCACUUGGAAUUAUGUUGAAUGUUUCACUUUGACAAGAAAGUAGACUAGAAGGUAUGUCCUGUAAGUUGUCUUGCAUCCAUUAUAUAAAAAAGGAACAGGUGAGAGGAAGAGAGGAAAGCUGAGACUGGCUGGUAUUCAGAGCAUUCAUUUCUUCAGAGGGAAAGUAUACCAUACACUAAGCACACAGAUAGUUUUGGGGUUUUCCCCCCUCCCCAAAUCUUAAGGUGAUUUCCAUGACCUUGGCCAAGGACACUUCCUAAGGAUUAAUGACAGCGUUGACUGUGCCUCAGGCUGGCCACUCUGCACAGCUGGCUCUCCGUCCCCAGCUGGUGCCCGGGGCUUAGUCCCGUAUCCCCUCCGAGAUUCUGUUAGCGUCACACAGGGUGUGUUGUUGGCUUUGAUUUUUAAGAAUCCCUUACUUUCACUCCCGGAUCUCAGUCAGCUGGCAUGGAAAAACAAUAGAAAACCAGAAAUGUGUGUAGAAGGAGAUUCUAAAACUUCCCUCAUGUCUGCCCAUAGCUGAAGUUUCGGAUUCUGGUGGACGGAAAGGCCUGGCCCUGGAAUCACUCUGUCAGAAUAGCAGAAGUUCAGGCUUUGCAGACUCCUUCCUGUACCAACUUCCUUGAAGUCUGCCUCUUGCCAUGAUGCAGCCAUCUUGGAGGAAAUUGGCCGUCUCUGCUUGGACCUUUGGCAGGGCUGCUCACAGCUUUGCUUUCCACACUAACUACAUAGCAUUAUUCCAGUGUUUUCCAUUUCCCAUACCUGAUUUCCAGCUUCUUAAAGCUGACUGUUCUUGCAAGGGCCACUUGCUUCUCUUAGAGUACAAAGUAAGGGCCUUCCUUACUAACUGCAGGGUCUUUCUAUUACACCUCAGCGUACACACUUUGCUGCUACUGUUUGUACUGUGUCUACAGUAGAACUCCCUUAUCUUGCUCCUGGUACUGCAUUACAGGCAAGCAUGAAAUGUAAAGUAUUUAUUUAAAUAAGAAGAAAACCUCUAAAUUGGUAAUUGAAUUACCUCCCUGUAGCUUUAUAGUUUGUGACAUUUCUUGACCUUGCUAGUUCUUUCAUUAGAUCCGCGCAAGAUCUAGUCAUCUGGUUAAGGAUUUCAAGCAGACGCAACUAUGAACCCAAGAAACUGUAUUACUAUUACUGUUGGUCAUACUAAAACUGUUUAUUUCCUUAAGUAUAUGACCCACAAGGAUGUGAAAUAACUACAAGAAACUGUUUUUGUACACUGUACAUCCUUAGUAUUUUUACACGUAUAUGAUAGGGAUGCACAUUAUUUUCCUUCGUACAGACAGCUUAAAUAAAGCACUAUGUCAAUCUGCUA